AUGUCGAGGCGCCAUAUCGAGGCGCAUUCCCCCCCGCACGCCGAAGCUGAGCGCGCUUCGUCGCAGGCCCACCCUGCUGCGGCCAUAGACUCUGGCAUCGAUGUAGGCUCGUCGUCCGAGUUUGACCAGGACAACAGCGCCGGCCAUGCGCUCGUCGCCCACGAUGACACGAGCGAGGCAUCGACGGAUGAAGGCUAUGCCGACUCUGACGCCUCGUCGUUCCUCUCAUCCAUUCUCUCCGAAGUGCGCCGUGGAGUGGAAAUCGAAGGCCGCCUGUACCCCAGUUACGGCAAGCAUGCCUAUGGCAUGCCCAUGGACGAAAAGGAGCUCGAUCGCAACGAUCUCCAGCACCACAAGUACACCCUCUUGCUGCGCGACCGCCUCUUUGUCGCGCCCGUGCCAGAAUCGACGUUUGAAGACGCAAACUGUCGCGUCCUCGACCUGGGAACUGGCACCGGCAUCUGGGCCAUAGACAUGGCGGACAAGUACCCCAACGCAGAGAUCCUUGGUGUAGAUAUUGCAGCCACACAGCCGUCCUUUGUUCCGCCAAACUGCCUCUUUGAAAUCGACGACGUCGAAGAAGACUGGCCCUAUCGCCCUGCCCAUUUCGACUUUAUCCACGGCCGCGACCUCAUGACAGCUAUUCGUGACUGGCCCCGUGUGAUUGCGCAGGCAUAUGCGCACCUCAAACCAGGCGGCUGGAUACAGCUGGCCAGCACCAUACCUGGACCGCUCACCGACGACAACACGAUACCCGAGAACAGCGGCUACGUGGAAACGGCCCGAGUGUACUUUGAAAUUGCGGAGAAGAUGGGGGCGCCGCUCGCAGCGCCACGCGACUGGAAUGCGCAGAUGAAAGAAGCCGGCUUCAUCAAUGUCCAAGACGAAGUAUACAAAUUGCCCAUGGGCCCCUGGCCUCGAUCAAAGCGGUUGCGAACCGUCGGUAAGCUGGAGCAGAUUAUGAUUCUUGAAGGCGGGUUUGAGGCGUACAUGCUGCGCGGAUAUACACAGGUGUUGGGUGGCAAGGUAGAGGAUUUGCAGAUUAUUCUUGCCCUGGCGAAAAGAGAGGUGAGAGAUCCGUCGAUUCACACCUAUGUGCAAUUUCAUAUUACGUAUGGGCAGAAGCCCCUGUAG
This is a messenger RNA of Bipolaris sorokiniana ND90Pr, 1134 nucleotides long. RefSeq lists its product as uncharacterized. Gene Ontology annotation, molecular function: methyltransferase activity. The record is from RefSeq and is a predicted model, not a curated record. Bases 1 to 1134 code for a protein of 377 amino acids. Lineage: Eukaryota; Fungi; Ascomycota; Dothideomycetes; Pleosporales; Pleosporaceae. The transcript is spliced from 2 exons.